This is a messenger RNA of Doryrhamphus excisus (bluestripe pipefish), 4437 nucleotides long. It is a transcript of the gene trim65, whose product is annotated as tripartite motif containing 65. Lineage: Eukaryota; Metazoa; Chordata; Actinopteri; Syngnathiformes; Syngnathidae. The record is from RefSeq and is a predicted model, not a curated record. Gene Ontology annotation, molecular function: zinc ion binding; protein binding.
AUAAAUAUAAAUAAAUAUAAGAAAUGUAUCCCUGAUGAUUUAAAAAUAUUUAAAAUCCUCAAGUUUCAUUUUUAUGAUAGGACGUGAAGGCAUCGUGUCGUCACCGGCGAAGAGUCAUCUGACUCUGCUCAUCUGUCUGAUUUUCCUGAGGCCGUAAUGAUUCUUAUUUUUCCUUCAUACUAAAUACAAGCCGGGAUAUUUUAUAUACCGAUAAAUAAUUCGUUUUCAGUAUGAUUGUUUUUGCCACCGAGAGCCCCGCCACCGCUAACGUGAGCUGGUCGUUCCAAUUGGCUAGGUAGAUGCGCGUUAGUUAGCUCAAGUGUGCGUACCUCAGCAUGAACUGCUCCCUGCUUUGUUGUCGUACCAUCACGCACUUUCAGUGGGAGCUCGGCUUUUGCUCCACGUUGUUUCCACCAAGGGCUUCCAAGCUAUAGUCGUUUCCUACAACACAAAGUACAGAAAUGGAGACGCAGAGUUCAAACCUGACCUGUUCCAUAUGUAUAGAUCGCUUUCGUAACCCUGUCACCAUCCCCUGCGGGCACUCAUUCUGUCAAAAGUGCAUCACAGACCAUCGGGACGCAAAAAGGAACUCUAAUAUUGAACCUCGCUGCCCCAUUUGCAAUGAGAAGAUGGACACCAAGCACAAAUUUAAGUGUAAUGUGGUUUUGUCACAACUGGCUCAAGCUGCAAACAGCACCGGGCCGGCCUACAGAGAGUGUGCGAGUGAAGAAGCCGGAUCAGUGCUAUGUGAUCGCCAUAAAAAGCCUCUGAUUUACUACUGCACACAGGAUAAAAUGGCAGUGUGCUGCCAGUGUGCCAUAUUAGAGUGUGCCAAGCAUCCCAAGGUCCUGUUGGAGACGGAAAAGGAGAACCAAAAGCUGUUACUGCAACAGAAGAAUGAAGCGGUGGGGAAACUCAUUGAAGAAACAGAAGAAAGUAUUAACGUCCUAGCUGAAAACAUCAACAGAGCCAAGGAGACAUUUCAGAAGACAUCCAGUCGGCUCACAGCCAGGUUCUCCACUCUGAUAGACGUCCUGGUUGACCAGCAGAAAGCCACCGAGCACUUCAUCCUGGAGCAAAAAGGGGCGGCCAUCUCCGAGGCACAGGGGCGGCUCGCUGAGCUGGAGGAGAGGUCUCAGAAGCUGAGAGCGAGUCAGGCUCAGAUAUCAGCUCUACACAACCUCCCCGAUACGCAAUUAAUUCAGGAAUCGACACUCAUAGAAGUUCCGUGCCUCAAGAAAAUACCCUCAGACAUAACGCCCAACCUGCAGGAUCGAUUACAUGGCAUCACGGAAGUCCUUACGCGAAUCUCCAAGCUGGUUGUUGAGGACCUUGAUAGAGCUGUCUGCACCGCUGUGGGCCACGACAAAGAAGGUUCUCCUCAGGAGAAGAGGCCCAUUCUUGCUGUGGUUCCCAGUUCAGCUGCUGCAUGCCACCCUGGAGGGAAGGAGGGCCUUAGUGCAUACAGAUGCUUGUUGACCUUUGACCCCUACACAGCCAACGGCAACCUGUUUUUGUCCCAAGAGAACCGAAGGGCAGAGCACUUGACCUCCGGGCUGCGUCCUGCCGUAGCGCACGAAGCCCGUUUUGAUCACACCUGGCAGGUAUUGUGUAUCCAGGGCUUCCAGCACGGCCAGCACUACUGGGAGCUGGAGGUGUCCAAACCAUGGGCGUAUCUGGGGGUCACCUACAACACCAUCCCCAGAAAGGAGAAAGGCAAGAGGUGCAUGCUGGGUAUGAACGAGCUAUCCUGGAGUCUGCAGCUGGAUGAGGAACAGCUCAACGCCUGGCACAACGGCCACAAGGAAACCCUGGCCGGACACUCACAGCACAGCCGCAUUGGCGUGCUGCUGGACUACGAUGGCGGGACACUCACCUUCUAUGGAGACCAACACGUCAGGUUGCACGCCUUCCACUGUGCCUUCACCCAGGAGCUCUUCCCCGCCUGCUGGAUAGGGGAGGGCGUCAGCAUCACCUUGUGCUCCACAUGAGACUUUUCAGUGGAUACAUUUUUUAUUUCUGUGUUCUGCUUUGCAAUUUGCUUUUCUUUAAACUGCUUCUUCCAGUCAAGGCAGGCGGAAGCUGGAGCGUGUCCAAACAAAAGACAGGCUCCACCCUGGACUGCCUGUCAGUUGUUACCGACAGUAUGUGCACACCACUGGUGACUGCUCAUAUGGACUCCAUGUUGAGCAUUCAUCUGCUAUUGAGUGAUUGGGUGACACUCUUCUCUUGGCAGCACCAUGGACGGAUGCUAUGGUAAAUCUCCAUAGAAGCUCUGAUUGGAUAAACCGGCAUAAAACGUCACUUCCAGGGAAGCUGAUAUUGUCCUUGAUUUGGGUUUGGACUUUCCCAUGAUGCAAUGCAGCCCAGCACAUUCCAGGGGAGACAAGUCGGAGCAUUUCCGUAGUGAACUCUUAUCUUACAUUGUGUGUCUAUAUGCAUACGUUAUGCCUCAUCUGCCCGGGGCCUUCAAAAUGAGAAGUUGUGGCCCCAUCACAUACACACUACCAGCAAUGGCUAUUUUUGUUUGUUUGUUUUUUUGGCAGGUCCUCAGUUCUGAUUGGUUGAUCACAGAAAAAAGGCGGGCCUCACUACAGCUGUGUUGAUGAGAGUAAUUGACUCUGACAAUGGUUGACUGAGGAGGCGAAAACGAUGUCUCUGGUGAGUAGAUAUUUGUGUUUUUGUCAUGUUAUCAGAUGAUUGCGAAGCGCUCCAUAUGAUAUUGUAGAUGUUUGGACUUGACUUUUUAUCACCACGCCUUUCUGCGUAUGCUUGUUAUUUUGGGUUGUGUGUUAACUUUACAAGCACCUGCGAUCACUUUGAUGCUCAAAGUUGCUUGCAGAAAUGUCAGUCAAGUAUCGGAAGAUGAAGGAUGUGUCUUGCUUCAAUAAUAAGAACACACCUCUUGUGUAGAAGAGACCAGUAUGACACGCCGGCUAUAUUUAGCGAGCGUGGGUGCAUGUCUUGCGUCAUGCAUUUUUUGGUAAUUAAACACAAGCAGUCAAUACAGUAGUGAUGGUAAAGGAGGCGCCAGUGGUUACACGAGAGUCUUGGGAUUCCUUCCACUACUUGAGUCAAAGUGAAAACACUGUUACAGUACUGUUAAAGUAUUACUGGUUAGAAUACUGGUGUUGAAUAUGUUCAUUUAAAUAUGUAUUUUCUUUGAAAUGUACUUUUAUUCUCUGUAAGGGGGAGUGGAACCGAAAAGCAAACCAAGUAAAGGGGUGGUGUCACUUUUACUGAUCUGUUUCUGGUGUUAAUCCUACUUCACAUUUAUAAAAGUACAAGUUGAUAGAGGUGUCCAAAGUGUGACCCGGGGGCCAUCUGCAGCCUAUGGCUGUUUUUUUUAUUGGACAAAAGCAUAUUCUAAAAAAUAUAAAAACUUAAUCAGUAAUUUUAAGUCAAAAUAUUAAGAGGAAAACAUUACAAAGGUGGAAAAAGUCUGGACACCCCAGGCCUAAAGUGAAAGCAAACCUUCCUUUCUAUUCUUUGACAGAUGACAGGACGAAUUGCAGUAUUUCCAAGUAUUAUUAUGACACAAAUAUAUACAAUUACACAUAAAACAAGAUCAGUUGAAUAAAUCUGACAUCAUGCUUUAGUGCUGUGCCAUAAAUGAAAUGUGGAAAUAUUAUGAAGCUUCAUUACACAUUCAGCCAUGCCUGAGCAAGCGGGAGCCCAAAGCAGCCACACACGAUAUCGUACGUGUAACAUAACAUACGGUGUGUAGAUGUUACAUAGCGGCAUAAACGUAACCUCAAACAAAAUAGUUCCAAUCAGGAGACUAUGAUCACUCAUGGUUAUGUCUGGAAUUCCAACGUAGUUCUACGUACAGUACCUGUCACCAAACAGACAAGAUGCCUCCAUCUCUGAGUGUGUUAGAAGUGUUCUCUCGUCAAGACCUAUAUCUUAUUUUCUAAAUAUUUACAAUUACAUGGUAUAAAAAUAAACUUAGUAGAGCUUGUCUCGGGGUAGAUUUAGCAAAGCAGUCCUGGUUGGUUGGUAGUUCUACAAAUUGACAUGCACGUCACAGCAAAGCCAAAUAAAGCUUCACGCCAACAGCUUUAAGACAUGAAAAGGGGGGAGAUUGUUGCUGAACUCUUCAACUUUCUCUGCUGUGUUAAAGCACCCCAAAAGCCAUUACGCUAUGAGAUGAUGUAAUUCAUGUAGGAGUAAGAAUGAAGAGAGCAGUGGGUCUCGGAAGCAGGCGUGCCGUCAGGGAUUUUGGGGGGGCAACAACUAAAAAUACAUUACUGGUAAUGUACCCUGUCUGUCACUAGUAGUAUUGUCUUAAUUUUUCUCCCCUUUUGCGGCGCCCCUACUCGGAAGACAAAAAAAAGUGUGAAUGAUCUUGGGUAAAAUAAGAAGAAGGUCCGCGUGAGGCUGGAAGAUGAGCAGGUCUACUGAUUCUUCUUGUCUUCUGGAGGAGAGUAAGGGGGG